AUGAGGUCCAUGCUUGCAGCCAUGAUCUGUGUUGUGGUCGCGCAGGCGUCCGGUGUCACGGAAGACGUACUUGUGGUAAAUGAAGACUGCCACGGCUGCGACCCUGAGGGACUGUCCCUACUACAGCUGAACAGGCUGCAGGUGGAGCAGCAUGAGAAGCUGGGCAGCUUGUUUGCAGAGCAACGGAACGAGAUUGAUGAGAACCACACCGUUGAGGCCUCCGGCGACUCAAGCCCCAGCUGUCGUUUCAACUGGAAGAGCAAGGGGUUCACAAUGGGAUCUUGCCACCUUUGGUGUGGAGGAGCUGCUUGGUGCUACAACCAAGGGGGCUGCAAUUGUGGCAGGCAGUGUAGUUGGUUGAGCAUCAACGGGUACACCUGCCACUACUGA
Symbiodinium sp. CCMP2456 is the source of this 390-nucleotide messenger RNA. Lineage: Eukaryota; Dinophyceae; Suessiales; Symbiodiniaceae. The record is from the annotation of a GenBank genome assembly.